Molecule: messenger RNA, 4951 nt
Organism: Calliphora vicina (urban bluebottle blowfly)
Lineage: Eukaryota; Metazoa; Arthropoda; Insecta; Diptera; Calliphoridae
Gene: unc-5
Product: unc-5
Exons: 11
Coding region: 419-3742 (1107 amino acids)
Biological process (GO): motor neuron axon guidance; netrin-activated signaling pathway
Cellular component (GO): membrane
Molecular function (GO): netrin receptor activity; protein binding
Source: RefSeq, a predicted model, not a curated record
AAAAAACUGCAGCAGGACGACUACUUGUUUUCUUUGAAUGCAUACAAAUGUCGUCUUUGGCAUAGAAAACACUAAACACAAAGAAUGAAACUACAAUAAGGAACUUUAGCAGCAACAACAACUAAAAGAACACAUACUUAAUUAAAACGCAUUAAAAAGUGAUUCUCCUCAAAAAUAUAACCAACAACCAACCAACCAAUCAACGAAACGCAAAUAUAUGAAAAUAAAUAUAAAUAAAUAAAUACACAUGAUUCCCACAUUAGCAAACAGACGAAACUCAAUAUUCCAACGAAUGUUCACAGUGGCAACUGUCAUUCCACGCAACUGCUAAAAGAACAAAACCAACAACGAAGAGAAUUAACGAAAAAAGAAAGAAACAAACAAAAAGACACAUACUUCCUGCCUCGUAUUCAUAAAAAUGCCUAAAACGAAUCCCAGCAGCAGCAGUAGCAGCAGAUAUACGAUCGUCAACGUUAUCCUCACAUAUUUAAUUAUAUGCCGAACAUGUACAACAUGUCUACCCUCCGCCAAAGAUUCCUCUUUACUUUUAAACGAUUCCGAAGAAGAUGUCUUUAGUAAAUUCGAUGACAUUAGCGAUGAAAUGGAAGAGCUAAUGACACCCAAAGCGGAUAGCAACAAAUAUUCAAGUUGGCCCAACCGGAAGGAGUUGGAUAGCUCCUAUCAAGACAAUACGGAUGUGUUUAAUCAGGGCAAACUGCCGGUGGGCUCCACAUACCACGAUGACUCGCUGAAUAUGGGUCAUUCGAGUGAGGUGGCGGCGCAAGGUGUCAAUGCUAAUAAGACGGUGAUCAUAGGAGCAGCUGGCACUCUGGAUGAGUUUGUGACGGGUAAAUUGGGAGCCUCAGAGACCGGUGUUACACUGCCUUACUUUCUAACUGAACCAGAAAGUGUUUAUGUGGUGAAGAAUAGACCGGCCGUGUUAAAGUGCAAAGCCGCUCAUGCGUUGCAGCUGCAUUUUAAAUGUAGUGGUAGUUCACAGCCCCCACCCUCAACACACGACAAGCACGUGGAUCCUCACACAGGGGUGCAUUUGGAGGAAGUAACGGCCACCAUACAUCGUGAUCUAGUGGAUGAAUAUUUUGGCAAGGGUCCCUUUAAAUGUGAAUGUCAUGCCUGGUCUUCAAGGGGUGUUGUUAAAAGUCAAGCGGCCACAGUUAAUAUUGCAUAUAUGCGCAAACAAUUUGUUACUUCUCCCACCUCACUGAGAGUCGAGCUUGGCACUCGUGCUGAAUUGUAUUGUGAGCCACCCACUGGUUUUCCCGAACCCGGUGUUAGCUGGCAAAAAAACAAUGUGCCCAUAGCGGAAAGCAAUGAGCAUGGUCCUACCGUGUCGCCAACGGGAACUUUGACAUUCCGUCAAGUUACUUUGCAGGACAUGGCCAAUUAUACUUGUGUAGCUGAAAAUAUUGCGGGUAAACGUAAUUCGGACUCGGCGGUACUUAUAGUUUAUGUUAAUGGCGGUUGGAGUUCCUGGUCUUCAUGGCGUGAUUGCAAAUGUCCGGGUAAAAUGGCUCAGGGUCGUAAGCGUACACGCAUGUGCAAUAAUCCUAUACCCAUGAAUGGUGGCGCCGAAUGUUCGGGUCCACAAAUACAAAAGUCGGCCGAUUGUAUACCCUGCCCGGAUGAAACUCAAAUCGUCAAUACGGAAGGUUUCGAUGUGCCAGCAGUGAAAAGAUCGGGACGUUGGUCGGUCUGGAGUGAAUGGAGUUCAUGUUCUGCUGAAUGCAUACAAAUAAGACGCCGGAAAUGUAUCACAACAAGUUCCUCGGUACUGGUGGAUGAUGAAGAUGCAGGUUUGGGCAUUAGCGUUGGCGGUUUAUCAAGUAACGGUAUUGUUGGCAGCCUAGGUAGUGGCAACAUUGGCAGCACCGGUCUCAUUCCUGGCGGCAUCAAAGCUCAGUGUAGUGGAAAAGAUAUACAGACAGCAGAAUGUCGAGGGGAAUAUUGUCAAAUAGGCAAAGAUGAUUUCGAUUGGACUCUGUAUUUGGGUUUGGCCUUUGUGACGGCGGUGUUUUUUGCAUUCGGAGCUGCAUUGAUUUGCUGUGCACGCAAAGGCAUCAGGGUUAAUCAACACUACAAUAUGACCAGAACGGUAAUGGAUCCUAAAUAUCUACCCGAUAUUAGUAAAAAGGAUAUGCGCAUGCAUAUUGAGACCGCCAAUGAUAAUUAUGAUUAUGCCAGUCCGGGUCAUAGAUUUUUACCACCCAGUCAUCAUGGCGGUUGCUCGAUAUCGGAACAUCAUUAUGAUGUGCCCAAUUUAUCGGCCAAUUAUGUGAAUCCUAUUGAUGAUUUAAGUGUGGACUAUUUAACGGACACUCCAGAUACCUCUACUGCUGAUACCUCCAAUUCCACCUACGAUGUCACCGCUAAAAUUGGUGGUCUAUCGGCCUCAAAAUGUUCCACUUACGAUCAACUCAACUGUAGCGGUGGUUCCCUAAAUCUUUAUAACGGCGAAAUAAUGCUCUACAUACCCGAGCAUUCUAUAGGCAAAAGCAUGCGUAAACAUGUCUCUCUAAUGCUGGUCAGUGAUGAAACCUCGCGGGUCACCAUACCCAAUUCCGAAUCAUUACUCGUCUGCAGCACAAUUGUACACUGUGCGCCACGCAAUUAUACAUUCCUGAAACCGGUGAUAUUGAAAAUACCCCACUGUUUGGUGGACACGCAUUUGUGGAAUGUUUUCAUUUACUAUGCCGACAAUGAACACGAUGACUUGAAUGUCAAUUGGCGUAAAAUCAUAGCCAUUGGAGAGGAGACCAUUAAUACUCCGGUAUUUGUGCAAUUAGAACCACAGCAUGUGUUCAUAAUGACUGAACAAUUGGGAAGAUUUGUGGUGGUGGCCGAGCCCAAAAUACCCUCAGCCUGUAUGCAGAAUUCCUUGAAAAUGCGUCUCAUAGCAUUUAGUCAAUUCACACCCACCAGCACCAAUUGCAGCUUAAGAAUCUAUAUAGUCAAAGAUUUUCCCAAUAGUCGUGAUAUUUGCACCAGCAUCGAAUCGAAACUGGGUGGUUCCUUUAUGGGUGAAAGCGAGGCAUUCGCUUUCUAUUUGAACAAUAGUAAUAUGAAUAUACGUUUGCGUAACUCCGAGGAGGACAUGUGGGAUACGGAAAACGAAAUCGAACUGCACGAACAGAUCAUACCCUACAAUCAUAUAUUAUCGAAUAAUUCUGUGCUGCACUGUGAAUUCAUUAUUAAACGCAACGAACAAUUGUAUUCGGCCAAUAAUUUAACUGUAGAUUUUGCUCAAUGUAGUGAUAGUCAUCAUUUAUACUCAGAAGUGCAUUCCUUUAGCAUAAGUCGACAAUUGCAACAGCAGCAACACACCCACCCCACCAAUCAUUCAGCCCACUCAUCGCUGGAACGUCAAAGUACCGUUACCAUCGAUCCGCAUGGGAACUAUGUGAACGAGGCCACUUUACCCCUGAAUACCAUACAUUUGCCGCGUGAUACCAAACGGAGAAUAUGUGCGGCGCUGGAUCCGCCACGCGAGGAUGAACGCGACUGGCGUUUGUUGGCCAAGAAACUGAAUACAGAUCGCUAUAUUGCUUAUUUUGCUACCAAACCCUCGCCCACGGAACAGAUACUCAAUCUAUGGGAAUGUCGAGCCAGCCAGCGCACACAUGCCUCUCAGACCAUAGUGGAGCUGCUGAUGAUUUUGAAAGAUAUGGAAAGGCAAGAUGUGAUGGAUAUUAUAACCGAAACUAUAGGCUCAUUGUGGAUUUAGGGAGCAAAGUUUGCACGAAACUCUUUUUUUUAGACUUAAGAUAUGUUGAGAAAUGAAAAAACUGUUUACUAAGAUGCCUUUUCUUGAAGAGAACAAAAUUUUUUUUAUUGUAUGUAUAAUUAAUUGUAUGUAAAACUAUUUAAAUGUAAUGUAAAAUUUAGAUUCUUAAAUUGAUAUUUGUAUUAUUAGGUUUAAAACAAGAGAGAAGGUUUUCAAAAGAAAAAAAGGAUAAGGGGGAAGCGGAAAGGGCAAGGGUUUCAAAUACUUUUCAUCUUUUAAAAAUAAGAAAUCUGAAAUUUGUAUAUUUUUACUGAUCUCUGAAAUAAGUAGAAACAUUUCCAAACUACAGAUUGAAAAACAUACAUUGUUUAACCUUGUGUGUUGUUUUCCACACAUUUGGUGUGUCUAUAAAUUUGGAACAAGCUUCUUUGUAGUAAAAAUCAUGAUUUACUUAUCUUUAUAUUUGUUAUCAAAUUAGUUUAUCUUCAUCCGAUUUUACACAAACAUUUCGGUUAUGAGUUCGUUUACAUAAUACACCUUAUAUAGACAGAAACAGUGCAUUUGACAACAAAAAAUGUUGUUCCUAGUAUAAUUUACACAAGAGGGUAAGCAACGUAAAUUUGAUAAAAUAAUUCGUUUUCUGUGCUAAAUUCAUGCGGCUAUAAAAGUUAAGAAAUUUCAUGAACAUCGCUUAAUAAUUUUUUUUAUAAAAAUGUGUGUGGUUUUCAACACAAGGGUGAGAUUAGGGUUAAAUGGUUAGUAAGUCUAACUAAUCGCAUAGGUUUUAUUUAUAAUGUUGAAAAUCUAAAGAUAAGUUCUUUACAUUUGCAUUUAUUGUUGAAAUUUUCUUAAAAUUCUUAGAAAUCCUCCCCUUUCUACUUUAUCCAACCUUAACAAAAUUAAACUUUUAUUUUAACACAAAAUUAACUGAAAUAAUGUUAAAUGUUCAGACAAAUUAUAAAAGAAAAACAAUGUUUUUUUGAAAAGGUCAACGAAUAGUCAAGUAAUGUGAACAAAGUAAAAUACAAAAUAAAAAUAAAAAAAAUAAUGUUAAUGUCUCCUGUGCCAUUUACGACGAAAUUAAACAAAAAUGUUCUCUUUUUUAUAUAUAAAAAUAAUAAAAAAAAAAAAAAAAUCUCUAUAUAUUAUAAAAUGUAUAUAAUAAACUAAUAAUGUAUAACUAAAUAUUUAAUAACAAAAACAAAAUAA